Molecule: messenger RNA, 407 nt
Organism: Guyanagaster necrorhizus
Lineage: Eukaryota; Fungi; Basidiomycota; Agaricomycetes; Agaricales; Physalacriaceae
Exons: 1
Coding region: 116-346 (76 amino acids)
Source: RefSeq, a predicted model, not a curated record
GUGGGCCAUAUAGUCCACGUAUGCAGCCAGUGCAACACGGUUAAAAUCCAUGGGGUCGGUAAGCUUAAUGAGAGUGGUUUCGUACUGCUCUAAGGCCUCGUAAUGAGGCCUGUUAAUGACUUCCUUCUAUCUUUUGCAUAUAGACUGUUUACUUAUUUUACAUGUAUUUAUGGGAUUGCGCAUACGUAGUAGAGUUUGGUUCAUAACGGCGACACGUACACCCUUGAGUAGAACAAAGAUAUAUUAUUUAAUAGAAGACGUGAUUUACAUCAUUACAAUUGCAACACACCAGUACUUCACCUUCCUUAACGUGUCGUGUUCAUUUCCAGCAUCGCAUAUGAAGUAAUAAAAAAUCUUAUGUCGAGGACAGACUUUCUACAUCCAUUGGACGACUUACCUUCAUAUGG